Molecule: messenger RNA, 6186 nt
Organism: Oncorhynchus kisutch (coho salmon)
Lineage: Eukaryota; Metazoa; Chordata; Actinopteri; Salmoniformes; Salmonidae
Product: PHD finger protein 12
Exons: 13
Coding region: 812-3958 (1048 amino acids)
Biological process (GO): negative regulation of transcription by RNA polymerase II
Cellular component (GO): Sin3-type complex; nucleus
Molecular function (GO): protein binding; transcription corepressor activity
Source: RefSeq, a predicted model, not a curated record
AAAUGCGCAUGCUCAAACGUAAUUUCGUUCGCGGUUGCGCCAACUCGGAUAGGAUGUUGCCACUAGCAGCAUUGAUGCAUAGGCUUUUUCAGAACAAAAAUACAUUUCUUGAGGAUCCGGCACUGUUGGACGAAUAACAACAACAACGCAUUUUGCAACCCUUGAUUGGAAGGAACACAACGUUGCGAGCAUUUUACAUUUUGUGUAUUCUGACUGUUGACAAUGCAAAGUGGAAGCGAGCGGGUUUGCAGAAUUUUCAAGCGUCUUCUAAUUUCAGCUAGUAGGAGCAGUAGGAGCAAAAUCAAGAACCAUGGCUAGGCCUCGCAGAUACAUUCAGUCGUUCAGCAACCUGACAACAAGACAGUUUAGAAUAGGCACAACGUUGAGGUUUGUGAGGAACUCGUAACAUUCGUCAAAUUCUUGCCAGCAGUUAUAGCAAGCAAACAUUGCUUAAUGGAUGGUAUUGCUAAUUAACGUUAGCUAGCUACAGUUGACUAAAUAGGUAACUAGCUAUCAGUCUAGUGUGUGUGUGCCUGUAUCACAUUCAGAUAAAGCAACUAGCUAUCGGUUGCCAACUUGCAUACGAGGUCGCUACGUACGGCUAGUUAACUGUUCACCUUGGCUGAUUCCGUUAUUCCCUCUCCAAUAUACAGUAAUAGGCAGAGAAAGGCAUUUUUUUGUAAAAAGGUGCGUGUGUGGGGGGGGUUCGCCUAUCACUGCCAGUGGGACUGGGCGUGGAACGACACUACUAGCUAGCUACAGUAGCUGGUUCCAUAGGAUUAUUUGCAAGAACUCGUCGACUGCUGGGUGAAUGUGGGACAAAAUGGAGACGCCAACGAUUGUGUACGAUUUGGAUACCUCUGGGGGUUUAAUGGAGCAAAUUCAAACACUGCUCGCACCACCCAAGUCAGAGGAUGGCGAAAAAAGGAGUCGGAGGAGUGAAAGGGACGUUCGGAGAAAGAGCAGGGCCACCAACCACGAUAUCUGUGAUAGUUGUCAUGAGGGAGGGGACCUUCUGUGUUGUGACCAUUGUCCAGCCGCCUUCCAUCUACAAUGCUGUAACCCACCAUUGAGUGAAGAAAUGCUGCCCCCUGGUGACUGGAUGUGUCAUCGCUGCAAUGUCCGUAGAAAGAAGCGGGAGCAGAAGGCUGAGAGGACAAAUGGCCUGCUGGAGAGGGAGAGGCUCUUCUCCAAGCGCUCCUCCCCUGCAGCUGAACUGGAGCGGGGCACCACCACUAUUACAACCACCAUGCUGCGUCUGGACAGGCUGCCCCCCGGGGUCGGAGCAGCUGGACCCGGCCUGCGGGUGGCUGCCGUGCAUCUCGAGCGUCUGGAUCGCCUUGAGCGGCGGGCCAGCAGCCGCCCUGGCACGCCCACUUCCAACACCUCUUCCACGGACACGGACACCCCCUCGGAGGAGCAGAACGAGGUAGACAAGGCGAUGUCCAAGGCAGAGGAGGUGGAGGUCCAGGGCUCAGAAUCUGAGCAAGCCACCACCACCCCUACCUCCACACCACGGCUCCUCAAGAGGCCCUUCCAGCUGCUCAUCGCCGCCGCCAUGGAGCAGAACCCCUCGCAGUUCCAGCUACCCAACGAACUCACCUGCACCACAGCACUGCCAGGCAGCAGUAAACGGAGGAGGAAAGAGGAGCUGAUCAUGAAGACUUUCAGAAGGCCACAGCAUGAGAUGGACCCCAACGGCCUCGUUCCUCUGCCAGUCAGGGUGUGCUUCUCCUGCACCAGGAGCUGCAGAAUGGCGCCCCUGGUUCAGUGUGACUAUUGCCCCCUGCUCUUCCACAUGGACUGCCUGGACCCCCCACUUACUGCCAUGCCCACAGGCAGGUGGAUGUGCCCCAACCAUAUGGAGCACUUGGUGCUGAACCAGAGGAGCCUGUCCCUUACCAGCCGCUGCCAGCUCUUAGACCAGUUCCAGGAUAGGAUAUCCCAGCAUGCUGUCAAGGUGGGCUUCCUGCGACGGGUCCACCGACAGAAUCCCCCUGUCCGCAGUGGUGUCCACCACAAGACGAAGGUGCUCAAGGUACCCGACGCUAUUAAGUCCCAGUACAAGAACCCCCCGGCCAUGUUGGCUCCUGCAGGGGUGCGUAACGGGGAGCUGAUCUGUAAUGGUGUCCCAUCCCAGGACUGCUCCCCUCAGCAUUUUACCAGCCAGGCGGAGCAACAGGAGUGGCUUCGAGAUGUCAUCUCGCUGCAGUGCAGCAUCAUGCGACAUUUAUCUGGCAAGCAGAAGUCCUCGUCAGACUGGCACUCUGAACAGACAAACAGGGAACAGAAAGACAUUAAGCUCCGUGUGGCCCUAGAGGAGAACAGCUCUCUGCCCCUUGCAGAAAGGACAGCUUCAGCCCUGCCUGCCCCCUGCUCUAAGCCCUGCAGUACAUCUGAUGGCCCCCAGGGGGCCCAGGUAUUGAAGGGUCUCUCGCAAGGCCAGGAGAGCUGCAGCUGCCCGGUGAGGCCAUGUCAGAACUGUCUGAAGUGCAGGAAACCCAACGGGCCCCUGACUGAGCAGCCUGUGCAAGCCAACGGGCCAGUAGUAUGUAACUCUGCCUCUGACGCCUGCAAACAGACAGAGCUCCAACUACACAGACUCACCUCCCCAGCCCCACUCCCAACCUCUGCUCUGGGGAUGCCAAACCACCUGAGAGGAGGGGUGGAGGUUAGAACUGAGAAGGGCAGCCACCUAGAGUUUUGCACCCAGAAAGGUUGUCCACCUUCUUUGAUGUGUGCAGCCACAGGGCAGGACAUAAAGAGCCAGGCCCACGGGACUCCUUCAGGCAUGGCAGGGACACAGGCCAACCCUCUGAGCUGCUGCAGUGAGCUGACGCUCUGCCCCAGCCCCACCCCAGGUGUCCAUGUCUUCACCCCACCCAGAGCCGUCAAAGAAUCCAGCACAGCAAGACCGCUGACCACCACACCUCCCGGUUUCUCCCCAGGGACAGAUCUUAAGGGCAGCUCCAUGUUCCCCAGCUCUCUCUUCCCCUUAAUAGCAGACCUGUCUGGUGGCAUGAAGGCUGUGAUGGAAGCGGAUGGAGAGAUCGAACUGAGUAAACUGGAUGAGGAGUUGGUCAAACUCCUGGCCUGGCAGAGGAUACAGCAGCUGUUCCCCCACAAAGCACCCCCAGUCCCCCAAGGCAGCGGUCUACCUGCUUCCCCUCCUCCCACUCUCGCCCUCAAACCUCAAUCUCCCGCGCCGUGCACAGAGGAAGAACAGAAGGUGCAGGCGAGAGCAACGUUCUAUCCACUCAUGGGGAAGGGAGGAGCCAUCAACAUGUCUUAUAGGACCCUGUACAUAGGAGCUGGUGCUGACAUGGAUGUGUGCCUUACAAACUAUGGUCAUUGUAAUUAUGUAUCUGGAAAACACGCCUGCAUCUUUUACGACGGGAACACCAAACACUACGAGCUGCUCAACUACAGUGAGCAUGGGACCACGGUGGACAACGUGCUCUACUCCUGUGACUUCUCUGAGAAGACUUUGCCCAGCCCGGCCAGUGGCCUGGUGUCCAAAGUGCAGGGCAUUGUCCGCCGCUGUAAGAUGAGAGAGCAGCAGCAGGAGGAGGGGACCGAGGCUGGGCACAGGACUGUUCUGAUGCCAUUGGAGGGAGUGAUGAGCUGCCAGCCCCAGGGAGGACCCAGGCUCUCCUGCAACUGCAAAGCCAGCAGUUCCAGCCUGAUUGGUGGCAGCGGGGCUGGCUGGGAGGGCACAGCGCUGCUCCACCAUGGCAGCUACAUCAAACUGGGCUGCAUGCAGUUUGUCUUCAGCAUUGUUGAGUUCGCCAGUAAGCAGCCUAAAGAAGAGGUAUCCACUGGCACUGCCAAUACCACCCCCGCCAAUACCACCCCCAACCAAGAGGGGGCAGACAAACAGACUAUCAAACUCCACCAAUUGCAACUCUGUGCCAAAGCCCAAACUCUCCCUUUCUCAUCUAUUUCCAGUCAAACCUAAGGGGAGCAGGUUGUUACACAAGGAAAAUAUCUAUUUUAAUUUAUUUUGUUUCUACUUUUGCAUGAAAUGAAGUAUUAUCUCAAAUCUGUUUAUUUAGAUUGACUUACUGAAGAGUAUUUGUCACUUAUUUUUGCCAGUCUAGUUAUACAUGUAUAUACAGUACCAGUUAAGUUUGGACACCUCAUUACAGGGUUUUUCUUUAUUUGUACUAUUUUCUACAUUGUCGAGUAAUAGUAAUAAUAGUGAAGACAUCAAAAGUAUGUAAUAACACAUGGAAUCAUGUAGUAACCAAAACAAAUUCUUCAAAGUAGCCAUCCUUUGCCUUGAUGACAGCUUUGCACACUCUUGGCAUUCAUAAUUAAAAAUGAAUUUGUAUAAUUUCUUUGGCUCAAACGCAUUGAGAUGGAAUCAGUUGUGUUGUAACAGGGUAAAUAAAGGGGCUAUACAGAAGAUAGCCCUAUUUGGUAGAAGACCAAGUCCAUAUUAUGGCAAGAACAGCUGAAAUAAGCAAAGAGAAACGACAGUCCAUCAUUAUUUUAAGACAUGAAGGUCAGUCAAUCCAGAAAUUUCAAGAAGUUUGAAAGUUUCUUCAAGUGCAGUUGCAAAAACCAUCAAGAGCUAUGAUGAAACUGGCUCUCAUGAGGACCGCCACAGGAAAGGAAGACCCAGAGUUACCUCUGCUGCAGAGGGUAUGUUCAUUAGAGUUACCAGCCUCAGAAAUUGCAGCCCAAUUAAAUGCUUUGGCGUUCAAGUAACAGACGCAUCUCAACAUCAACUGUUCAGAGGAGAUCAGGCUUUCGUGGUUGAAUUGCUGUGAAGAAACCACUACUGAAGGACACCAAUAAGGAGACUUGCUUGGGCCAAGAAACAUGGCCAUUAGACCAUUAGAUCUGUUCUUUGGCCUGAGCCCAAAUUUAAGAUUUUUUGUUCCAAUCGCUGUGUCUUUAUGAGAAGCAGAGCAGGUGAACGGAUGAUCUCCGCAUGUGUGGUUUCCACCGAGAAGCAUGGAGGUGGUGUGGUGCUUUGCUGGUGACACUCAGUGAUUUAUUUAGAAUUCAAGGCACACUUAACCAGCAUGGCUACCACAGCAUUUGACAGCAAUACGCCAUCCAAUCUGAUUUGCGCUUAGUGGGACCAUUUGUUUUUCAACAGGACAAUGACCAAUACACCUCCAGGCUGUGUAAAGGCUAUUUGACCAAGGAGAGUGAUGGAGUGCUGCAUCAGAUGACCUAGCCUCCACAAUCACCCGACCUCAACCCAAUUGAGAUGAGUUGGCGCGCAGAGUGAAGGAAAAGCAGCCAACCAGUGCUCAGCAUAUGUUGGAACUCCAGAACUGUUGGUUCUCCAUGAAGCUGGUUGAGAGAAUGCCAAGAGCAUGCAAAGCUGUCAUCAAGACCAAUGGUGGCUACUUUUUGAAGAAUCUAAAGCCUAUUUUUAUUUGUUUAACAAUUAUUUUGGUUACUACUUGAUUCCAUAUGUGUCACUUCAUAGUUUUGAUGUCUUCACUAUUCUAAAAUGUAGAAAAUAGAAAAACAAUUAAAAACCCUUGAAUGAGUAGGUGUGUCUAAACCUAUGACUGGUACACUAACAUUUUCUUAUUUUUCAGACCGCUCAUGUAGCCCAAACAUUUUAUUUUGUGAUAUUGAAGUUCUAGUACUCGCACUAUUUGUUGCUACGUUUGCACCACAGGUAGCUAGCACACUUACAUGCUUAUACACACAUUUGUAUGUACAGUAUAUUAAUGUAAAUAGGAUUGAUUGGGUGCUUUUCAGUUGGAUAUCCUGUACAUCAGUCUAGGCUGGUGGGAGGAGCUAUAGGAGGAUGGGCUCGUUGUACUGGCUAGAAAAGAUUUAAGUCAAGUGUGGUUUACAUAUGUAUGUUUGUUUACCGUUCCAUUGAUUCCAUUCUAGCCAUUAUAAUGAUCCCGUCCUCCUAUAGCUCCUCCCACCAGCCUACACUGAUGGACAUAAACCAUUGUGGUUGGUUUGUAUAGUGUACAGUACCUCCCAUGGACUCCUUUUGUGAUAUUUUGUAGUUUUGCAGAAACGUUUGUUACACACCUGUUCCGAGUCCUGUGUCUUCCAUGCUGAAUGGUGUAAAUGGUGUCAGAUUGUUUUAGCUCUCGUUUAACACUCUUGUAUUCUGUAAAUAAGAGUUCUUUGUUUGUUCCUGUCUGUUAAAACAAUGUAAAUACAGAAAGAUUUUUUUAAAGAACAAACUUAAAAAUG